UUAAGAACGCUGACAGAAUGCCUUUACCUCUUAUCAGCGAUAUUCAUCAACGUAUGGGUUCAUCUACCAUCUUUACCACCUUCGACAUCAAGCAGUGCUUUCAUCGUUUUCUUAUUCAAGAAUCCGAUAGACCCAAAACCGCCUUUACUGUUCCUAGAACUGGCAUGCAAUAUCAAUUUCGUCACUGUCCUUUUGGAUUGACAAUUACUGGUAACAUCGUUUAACGUAUCCUUACCAACCUUUUUGCUGAUCUUCCAUACACUGCACUCUACAUUGAUGAUCUGUGCGUAUUCAGUUCUGGAUCCAUGAAUCAACAUAUGGAAGAUGUUCAAGAAGUUUUAAGACGUCUCACAUCGGCAAAUCUCAUCAUCAACGUCGAAAAGACAUACUUCGCUCAAAGUUGUGUGAAUGUUCUGGGUUGGACUAUUGGUGACAAUGAUUCACUCAUUUCUGAUCAACGCAAGUUGUCAAAUAUCGAUGUUUGGCCUACACCUACUACUGGUAAACAGGUCAUGAGUUUUUUUCGGGCUCGCUAGCUAUUUCUGUACAAGUGUUCCAAUAUUCUCUCAGCUCACAGCUCCUUUUGACAGACUUAGAUCUCCAAGUUCUUUAAAAAAAAAAAUUUGGAAUGAAUCCCACAAUCGAGCUUUCCAGAAUAUCAAGAUUGCUUUGAUUAAUGCUCCUGUUAUCAGCAUUCUUGAUCUCAAGUAUCGCUUCUACGUCGCAGCAUAUGCUAGUGCUUAUGGUAUCGGUGGUGUCAUAUACCAGGUCAUCAACCAAGAAGUUAAAUACAACGCUUUUGCGGCAAGAGCUUUCACAGCUACGGAACGUCACUAU
This is a messenger RNA of Rhizopus microsporus ATCC 52813, 837 nucleotides long. RefSeq lists its product as uncharacterized. Lineage: Eukaryota; Fungi; Mucoromycota; Mucoromycetes; Mucorales; Rhizopodaceae. Bases 306 to 536 code for a protein of 76 amino acids. The transcript has a single exon. The record is from RefSeq and is a predicted model, not a curated record.